This is a messenger RNA of Dioscorea cayenensis subsp. rotundata (Guinea yam), 773 nucleotides long. Its product is annotated as sm-like protein LSM3A. Gene Ontology annotation, cellular component: catalytic step 2 spliceosome; precatalytic spliceosome; U4/U6 x U5 tri-snRNP complex. Gene Ontology annotation, biological process: P-body assembly; mRNA splicing, via spliceosome. The transcript is spliced from 5 exons. The record is from RefSeq and is a predicted model, not a curated record. NCBI's taxonomy places the organism in Eukaryota, Viridiplantae, Streptophyta, Magnoliopsida, Dioscoreales, Dioscoreaceae. The coding region runs from base 1 to 402 and encodes 133 amino acids. Gene Ontology annotation, molecular function: RNA binding.
AUGGGAGAGAGAGGGAUAAGUCACAGAUUUAGGGUUUUGCUUAAGCUUCAGAGUUGGUGGAGGAGAAGAAGCCGAAGGGAGAGAGAGAUCUCUAGAGUAAGAAGGAUCAAUGGCAGCGGAGGAAGAGGCACUGUGAAGGAGCCCUUGGAUCUAAUCCGUCUCAGUCUCGACGAACGCAUAUAUGUCAAGCUUCGUUCCGAUCGUGAACUCCGCGGCAAGCUCCAUGCUUAUGAUCAGCAUUUGAAUAUGAUUCUUGGGGAUGUUGAAGAAAUAAUCACAACUGUUGAAAUUGAUGAUGAAACUUAUGAAGAGAUUGUUCGGACAACAAGGCGAACAGUACCUUUUCUUUUUGUCAGAGGAGAUGGUGUCAUAUUGGUUUCUCCUCCAUUGAGGACAGCCUGAUAGUCUCUUUAUAAUCUGAAGUCUUGAAUUAACAUUUGUUCCUUCGGCUUCCAGCAGGAGUUCUACUUUUGUCCAAUUUGCCAUGUCCAAAGCAGCAGUCCUGCAGAACUAAUUAAAAUCAGAUUUCUCCAAUUUCAUCUGAGAAUUUUUCAAAUUGUUAUAUUGAAUGAAAGAGACCCACACAAUGUUAGCUGUAGCCAGGUUUUGCAAUCCAUCUGAACUUGUAAGUGAAACUGAUAAGUUCACUGCAUCCAUUGAUCUAACAUACAUUGUCAAUUUAUAUGUUUUCCCUUGUUCUAUAUUCUGCAAUAUUGAACAGAAAUGUAUGCAGCAAAUUGAUGAUGAAAUUCAGAUGGUUUCUCAUUAUAAAA